AUGUUGCUACAAAACUUCGCUGCGCUGGCCCUAUUAUUCCUGUCAAGUUUAGUGGCAGCAGGUUAUUUCCCAAAUUGCAGCCACAACAAUUGCUACCGCGCCUUCAAUGGAGACGCAUAUGCCGAGGAGGCAAAAUCGUUCUGCUCGGUAUUUACAACUGGAAUAACACUUUCCGUUAACGACGCUCCAACGCAUGCCAUAAAAAAGUGCACCAGAGUGGCUCAGUUAUCUUCUGUUUGCAGGUGCGCGUAUGGCACUCCUACCCCAGGUGCGGAACCACGCACUACCUCAUCGAAAUCGUCUUCAACCACAUCGGAAUCAGCCUCCGCGCCUACUUCUACCACCUAUAAGUCUACUUCGGUUUCCGCUUCGGAACAAGUCACGACAUCGUCCUAUGCAAGCUCGAAACAGGCCACAACAACUUCAUCCUCAUCCACUUCACAACAGAUCAUAUCCUCUACAUCGCAACAGAAUUCUGCCAUCUUGACCACCUCGCCCAUAUCGAGGCAAGCUACAUCGUUCUCUUCUUCAACUGAAGGAGAUGUCAGCCUCACAACGUCUUUCGCGGCCCCCAAGAGUAGCUCCGAUUCCUCGGUCUUGCCAAGUGUUCCGCUCUCCAGCAUCACAGUAAGCUCGAGUAUACCAACGGACACCUUAUCUGAGAUACUGGGUGUCCCCUCAUCAAGCUCCGGAUCGAGUCUUUCCAGUGGCGAGAGCAGCAUCGUCGGCGAACCAUCAAUAUCACCAACAGAAUUUUCUUCAGCCCUCUCCGGAACCCUACUAACAUCAUUGGCGCCGUCCAUAUCUGAGACCACUCUGACAUCCCAGACCGCCGAUGCCACAUUUGCGACUUCUCUACCAAAUGACGAAUUCAGCAGUUUAGCGAGUUCCUCGUUGGUUUCGUUGCCAACUGUAUCGCCAUUCGCAUCCGAAGCUGUCUUUUCGACGGUCCGAAGCACUUUCACGCCCGUCGGUGCCACUUCCAGCCUGUUAGGAACUGAGUCCAGUCUCCAAGCGACGCCAUCGUCAUCAACCCUUACCCGUGGAGAUGAUUUCUCUGGCUUUUUUUCACAGGAAACAUAUGUCUCAAGUUCCGUCCCCACCUUGGCCACAGAGCCCUCAGAUGUGCCUCUCGCAUCAGCUACGCCAUCGGUCACUGGUGACCUAUACUCGGUGUCUAGUCUGACAGAGGCUUCAUUGAUGGCGAGCUCUGCGGCCGUGCCUGAACUCACCUCCUCUUAUGGUGUUCCCGAAAUCAGCUCGACGGCCACUCAAUCCCCUAUCACUUCGUACAUCGUCCUAGAAACAACCUCAGUGCCUUCUGCCGAGACGCAGGUCUUCAGCUCCUCUGUCACAGACCUGAUUCCGUCUUUCACCGGCACAGCAUUUUCAAGCUUCACAACUACACCAGAGAUAUCCUCUUCAUUCGUCGAAUCUAGCUCGGUUCCAACAGCAACAGAAUCCUCGAAUCUUGAAAUUUCUUCUUCGCUAAGUGACUCGAUUCCGGCCACCUCUUCAUUGAUCGGUACAAGUUCAGCGGCUCUAAGCUCGUUCUCAAGCCUUGUCUCGCCGCCAGAGUCCACUCCGAGACAGGUUUCCACUACCGAGGUGCUGACAAUCUUGUCGAGCGUCCAGACGAGUAUUGCUGUAAGCUCCUAUGACUCCCCGGUCUCGAGCGAAGCCAUCUCGACAACAAUACCCGUACCGGAGUCCUCGCAACUGAUCCCCUCGGCAUCGUCGGUCAUCAGUGCCUCUCUGUCGGAGAGCCUAGCCGCAGAGACUCCUUCCCGUCUUCUUUCUUCCUCUGUCGCGGACUUCUCAACCAGUGGAUUGCAGACAAGCGGAGAACCAACUCGUGGUUCCCUGAUCCAGGGGUCUUCGUCUCUGGCUUCUUCUCAGGGUCAAACGACUACGCCGGCAACCACGAUACCAGCAAGCAGCUCCUCUACCGAGCUAUCGGUACCGCUCCCAGUCUUGGAGUCUUCAAGCGUGUAUAUCACUGCCACCGAGAUUACUACCUCCUCGACACAAGUCUCCGUCAGCAAUGUAUUCCCAGAAGCUUCUUCAAGCGUGGCUGUGGAUGUGCCGUCAGCGAUCGCUACGCUGCCUAUUAGCUCCGCCAUAUUUGGAAUCAGCUCGACCAGCACAGCUGUACCAGAGUCAUAUCAAUCGGCGUUCUCAGCCUCCACAGCAGAAAGCAGUCUCUCUCCUUCGGAGAAUCUGCCAUCCAGCACGCCUUCAUCGCCAGAGAUAUUUUCCAGCCCUAGUUCCUCUCUUGCCGUCAGCUCACCAAUCACCGAAGUGCAACCGAGCACGGUUGUAGAUGCUGUUUCGCUCACUACGGAAAUCAUUGCUAUCUCUUCAAGCGUAGCGACAGAUGUAUCGACCGUUGCCCCCCCAGUCAGUUAUCCAAGCAUCGUACCACUCUCGACAAUUGCCAGCCUGGAACCCAGCAUCGUAACUCUGACCCAAUCACCAAGCAUCAAUUCCGAUGCCCAGUCGACCUCUGCCACCCUGAGUCCUCCAGGAGAGCUCUCACCAUCGACAGUCGCAAGCUUUCCGCCUAGUAGUUCGGGACUACCUUCGGCCACCGCAUCCUCGACCCCUGUUUCUGAUGGCGAAUCUGCACUUGCCACAUCGAGCUUCACAGUAGGAGCAUCCUUAACAUCGACUCUUGAAUCACCCUCGACGUUCAUUCCAGAUGUCUUCUCGAGUCUGCCCCCGACAUCGACCGCCGGAAGUCUCCAGCCUAGCAGCUCUGGAACUUCCUCCGGUCCUGAAUCCCCACCUACUACAGUUAAAAUCCAGUCGAGUUUUAUCACCGUCAGCUCUCCAGCCGUAACGCCCUCCGCCUCGCUCUCGCUUUUGGCAAGCUCCGAGGUCGUCUCCACGUUCUGGAGUCUCAUCACUGGAUAUCCCAGCCUAAAUCCCGAUGAUCAGUCGACCUUCGUCGCCGCGACCAGAACAGCCCCGCUCUCGGGCUUCGUCCCAGAUCUUCAAAUCAGCAGCUUUGGGAUCCCCUCCGACGUCCUUUCGGGCACGGCCGCGCCGCGUACCGUGGCCCCAAGCAAUACCGAGACAGGGUCAUCAACCCUCGCUCCAGGUACGCCCUUAUCGACGGACGAUUUGGUCGCCAGCAUCCCUAUCAUCUCCCAGAGCAUCGGAGGAGAUAUUGCAUCCUUGAUAGCGAGUGCCGUGCCCAGCUCUGCACCGGUUCUCUCAAUCGAGACCCCAAGCCGCCCAUCGCCACCCAGCGAAACAUCGCCGGUCGACCCCCAGCCAACGACGUUUCUCACUCUAGUCUCCAUCUCCACCUUCCAGACGAUUGAAGUGCCCGAAUCUCUCGCUUCUUCCGAAUCGCUCCCGAGUGCCGCCGCGGUGACAGCGGACUAG
Drepanopeziza brunnea f. sp. 'multigermtubi' MB_m1 is the source of this 3393-nucleotide messenger RNA. RefSeq lists its product as uncharacterized. Lineage: Eukaryota; Fungi; Ascomycota; Leotiomycetes; Helotiales; Drepanopezizaceae. The record is from RefSeq and is a predicted model, not a curated record.